Molecule: messenger RNA, 2055 nt
Organism: Durotheca rogersii
Lineage: Eukaryota; Fungi; Ascomycota; Sordariomycetes; Xylariales; Xylariaceae
Product: fungal-specific transcription factor domain-containing protein
Exons: 3
Coding region: 1-2055 (684 amino acids)
Biological process (GO): positive regulation of transcription by RNA polymerase II
Cellular component (GO): nucleus
Molecular function (GO): zinc ion binding; DNA-binding transcription factor activity, RNA polymerase II-specific; transcription cis-regulatory region binding
Source: RefSeq, a predicted model, not a curated record
AUGGACACUGGCCAGCUAUCGCCUAUCAGCACCGAACUCGACAUCCCCGUCGGGGUCGACGCCUCUUCGGUACCGACCAUGAUUCAUUCCGCCGCCUCGUCCAGUGUCGAAUCGUGGAGCACCGGCUAUAGCGACGGCGCCGAAGGGAGCGAGGACCCCGACCAGGACAUGCCGUGGGAGAAAGACUCGGAUGACGUCCUGGCGGUUCCCAAGAUCGAACCCCUCGACGAUGGCUUCCACAUGGACGAGGUCAAGGAAGCCCCCCGGACGGCGGCGCCGGAGCCCAAGGCUGCGCCGAUGCCACCGGCGAAGAUGAAGAGGCCGAGAGGACGCCCCCGGAAACACCCACUCCCCCCGCAGGUGGCGACAAAUAAGGUGGCCAAGGGACGGUCCAAGACGGGGUGUAUUACGUGCCGGAAACGAAAAAAGAAGUGCGACGAGGCCAAGCCCCGCUGCCUGAAUUGUGAGAAGAACGCCGUCGUCUGCGAGGGUUACCACGAGAAGACGAUUUGGAAGAGUGGAAAGGAGAGGGCCGAAGAAGAGCGCCAGAGGCGGCAUAGCCUGCCACACAUUACGCUUCAACCCAUAUUCCAGGGAGUCGAGACGCCCGAGGAUAUGGUCUUUCUGAAUCACUACAUCAGCCACCUGAGCGGCGUGCUCACCGUAGAGGGACAGCACAAGAAUGCGUUCAAGGACAUGCUGCUCCAGAUGGCGGUAGAGCAUCGCGGCCUCAUGCACUCCAUCCUCUCCGUGUCCAGUAGACACAUCGACUACGACACCCCCUACGGCGCCAAGAUACUCAGCACCAACCCGAAGAUCACCUUGAACUCGCUGCUGGCCAGGUCCCACUUCCACCACCAGGCGGCCAUGAAGAAGCUCUGCGAGCCGGCCGGCGACGGCAACGACCCGAAGGACAAGGCUAACCUGUCCCCGCGGUACGGGCAGAUGCUCUGCCUCCUGCUCCAGACGCUGGUCGAGGGCAACCCCAACGGCAACCACCGGGUACACCUGCAGGCCUACAAGAACCUCAUCCACCAGUCCCCGCCGCCGGACAACGCGUUCCUCGUCUUCAUCACCGAGUUCUUCCAGUACCGCGUCUUUGCCGACGAGCUCAUCCGGUACCCCGACGGCCGCAUCCCCCGGCUAGCGACCGAGGACUGGGAGCCCUGGCUCGAGAUCCGGCCGGCGCGCCUCAUCGGCAUCGCCGACGGCCUCUUCCACUACCUCGUGCAGAUCACCACCAUCCGCAAUACCAUCCGCGCCAACAUGGCCGCCGAGGCCGACCCCGUCGUCGACUACACCUCGCUGUACCGCGCCGCCGAGAUCGACUCGGCCAUCCGCGAGUGGACGCCGCAUUGGCCCCCGGGCGACAGCCGCGACCGAGUCGGCCUCCUGUACAAGCAGAUGAUGUGGGUGUACCUAUUCCGGACCAUCUACCCGCCCUCGUCGACGACCUCGCCAUCGGGCCAAUCCUUCCACCCGCCCGCGGUGACGGCGGCAGCGACGGCGACAGCCAUCGUCGUGCCCCUGUCGCCGACGUCGCAACCGCACUCGGCGCGCACGCCGCCGUCGUCUGCCUCGCGUCCCUCGAGCAGCCACACGGGCGGCGGCAGCAGCAGCAGCACGGCGAGCUCGCCACCGUCGCCGCCACCACGACCUCUACCGCUGGCCCGACAGCCGCUGCCGGCGGCGCGUGGGCCACGGACGGAGUCGCCGCCGCCGAUCCGGUACCCGCCGCACCACGACCACCGGAUCACGCUCGCGGUGGACGAGUCGCUGGCGAUCCUGGACUCGUUCAAGCCGAGCGACCCGGUGCAGACGCUGCUGCUGGUGCCGUGCCUGGUGAUCGGGUGCGCGUGCUUCGCGCCGCCGCAGCGCGAGCGCGUGCGCGCGGCGGUGCGCACGGUCCGCGGCUACACGGGCCUGCGCAACUGCGACCGAGUCGCCGACGUGCUCGAGGAGGUCUGGCGCCUCAUGGAGCGCGGCGACUGGUCCCGCGUCUGGGACUGGCAGGGGGUCGCGCGUGGCAUGGGCCUCGACUUCUCGUGCGCCUGA